GGCUCGUGCGGGGGAUCCCGGGGCCCUGGGGGCCGCCCCUUGCUCGGCCUCCCUCCACGCGCCCGUGGCCUGCCGGGAGCCUCGGCGUUCACAGCUGUCGGUGGGGCUGGGACCUGGGCAGAGGUCGAGGCCCGGGACCUCAGAGACACUGGGUCCUCAGGUUGUCCCCCCGGAGAGAAGGCCCACCAGGCGGGGGCAUCAGGCGCGCCCUUCUUUCUGCGUGGUCGAGCUUGGGCGUCACCGACUGGGGGCGUUUCCCGAGAACGCCGGGGAUCCCCUAGGCCAGGUGGUGGAGAGUUGGGGAGAAUCCAGAGGACAUAUCGUUGUAAUCGUUUUCGUCCUUUACCUUCUUACUGCCAAGGCUGCUGUGAAAGGCCCUGCCUCUGCUGUGAAGUAACAGUUUGUGGCCAGACAAGUCCAGAACCAAGACGUUGUCAUCACAGGAACGUGGAGCCCGGCAGUGGGACCAGCUUCAUCCGGUCGAGAUGGUGGACACAGAGAGCCCGAUCGGUCCCCUCUCCCCCCUCGAGGCUGAUGAUCUGGAAAGCCCACUCUCUGAAGAAUUCCUACAAGAAAUGGGAACCAUUCAAGAUAUUUCUCAGUCCAUUGGUGAGGACAGUUCUGGAAGCUUUAGUUUUACAGAAUACCAGUAUUUAGGAAGUGGUCCAGGAUCAGAUGGCUCCGUUAUUACAGACACCCUCUCACCAGCCUCGAGUCCCUCGUCCAUCUCUUACCCUGUGGUUCCUGGCAGCGCCGAGGAAUCGUCCAGUGUAGCACUGAACAUCGAGUGUAGAAUCUGUGGGGACAAAGCCUCGGGCUACCAUUACGGAGUUCACGCAUGUGAAGGCUGCAAGGGUUUCUUUCGGAGAACUAUUCGGCUAAAGCUGGCAUAUGACACAUGUGACCGUAGCUGCAAGAUUCAGAAAAAGAACCGGAAUAAGUGCCAGUAUUGUCGUUUUCACAAGUGCCUUUCAGUUGGGAUGUCCCAUAAUGCGAUUCGUUUUGGACGAAUGCCAAGAUCGGAAAAAGCAAAAUUGAAAGCAGAAAUCCUUACAUGUGAACAUGACCUAGAAAAAAAUUCUGAAACCGCAGAUCUCAAAUCUCUCGCUAAGAGGAUUUACGAGGCCUAUUUGAAGAACUUCAACAUGAACAAGGUUAAGGCCCGGGUCAUCCUCGCGGGAAAGGCCAGCAACAAUCCGCCUUUUGUCAUACACGACAUGGAGACGUUAUGUAUGGCCGAGAAGACUCUCGUGGCCAAGUUGGUGGCCAACGGCAUCCAGAACAAGGAGGCAGAGGUCCGCAUCUUCCACUGCUGCCAGUGCACGUCUGUGGAGACGGUCACGGAGCUCACGGAAUUCGCCAAGUCCAUCCCGGGGUUCGCAAACUUGGACUUGAACGACCAAGUCACUUUGCUGAAAUACGGAGUUUACGAGGCCAUAUUUGCAAUGCUGUCUUCUGUGAUGAAUAAAGACGGGAUGCUGGUAGCAUAUGGAAAUGGUUUUAUAACUCGUGAAUUUCUAAAAAGCCUAAGAAAACCAUUUUGUGAUAUCAUGGAGCCCAAGUUCGAUUUUGCAAUGAAGUUUAAUGCACUGGAGCUGGACGACAGUGAUAUUUCCCUUUUUGUGGCUGCUAUAAUUUGCUGUGGAGAUCGGCCCGGCCUUCUAAACGUGGGACAUAUUGAAAAAAUGCAGGAGGGUAUCGUGCACGUGCUCAAACUUCACUUACAGAGCAACCAUCCCGACGACGUCUUUCUCUUCCCAAAACUCCUGCAAAAGAUGGCAGAUCUGCGGCAGCUGGUCACGGAGCAUGCGCAACUGGUGCAGGUAAUCAAGAAGACAGAGUCCGACGCCGCCCUGCACCCGCUGCUGCAGGAAAUUUACAGGGAUAUGUACUGAUUUCUUGGAAAUGCACACAAAAAAAGAAACGUUUCAAGCGUUUUUAAAGGCGACAGCACUACAAGUGAGAGAUGGGAGCAACGCAACUUUGCACAAAUGUCACCAUUUGAACCUGGGACAAAGGAAAGUAUAAGCUCUAGGUAACCGGAAUCCUGUUCCAUGUUUCUUUCUUUUUUUAACCACUGCUUCAAGAAAUGCUGGUGAUAAACAGCUAUUAGUCAGGACUUGGAAAAUUAUGCAGAAUGGUGUUCAGUGGUCUGAUUUAAUGCACCCGAUGUGAAUCAAUGCAGAUUUCUUUGUCACCUUAGGAAUUUACUGGUGAAUUAACCUCAAAAUACGUGGUCUGUCUUCCCUUUGCACCACGUUUUGACUGUUGUGCUCCUUUAUAAUUUUGAAAACUAAUCAGCACUUUUUAAUUUUUAUAAUCCUGUAAACCUAGAUGUCUCCAAAGGUUAGGUAUUUAAAAAGUUUCCUGAAUUUGAAGAAAGACAACAUGCCGGUUUUGAAUCGUAGGAUUUAGAAUGUCAAAGAAUGAUUCGAUAAGCUAUCAAAAUGCAGCAAUUGUUUUGUUUCAGUUCGCUGUUUUCAUGGUGUAACUAAUAUGUGAAAAAGCCUGUUCCCAGGUUUGUGUAGAAGAUCCCGGAAAGCCACGUCUCACGGGCCCUCUGGACUCGAUCCUCCGCCUGUUUAAAGCUAGUGUCUGUGGUCAGCAGGAACAAGACAGACUCUGAAGCAUGUCAGCUUCCCAUUCCUCUCACCUCCAUUUCCGAUCAAAUCUGAACCAACUGACUCAGGCUGUUUGGGGGCCAUGGUCACGUCUCCAGGGGCAAAGUGACAAGUUAUUUGUAAAUCUUGCGCUGGGCCCCCUCUGUCAAGGCAGCUCCUUGGUCUUUUUCUGUGUUGCUUUUUUAAACAUGCGGCUUAAUUUUUAUAACUCUUGCUGUGGUAGCUGCUCCCUGGAGUGGAGAAGACGAGGCACAGGUGACUUUAUCCUGUGGCCUGGGGGCAGGGGUCUCAUCUGGAGAAUGAACGGGCCAGGCCGGGGCGGGGGGCGGGUGUGGGGUGGAUACGAAAUGGUGGUUGUACUCAUCUCAGGAUGCACAACAGGCUGGUGGUUUUUACAAAGAUUUUGAGAGUUGUUCCCUUUUCCAACUACAUAUGUGAGGUAGUUUUGCCAUUAUCUGCAAUAUCUGUUUCAGCCUUAAAGAUCAACUUUUCAACCUUGGUCCAGUUAGGAAGGCGGUAUGGAAUAUGGUUUUCGUCUAGAGCACACGGACCUGGAAAUCCUCUUUUUCUGUCCACCAUGGUAGAUGAAUGGUCCCAUCAGGGAACUUUCAGCAGUGCCUCCCCCGAGCCAGACUGGGCUGAUCCUGCCAGUUCAGCCCCCGGAUGCCUCUUGGGCGACAGCAUUUACGACCUGGUUGUACCCUGGGUGCCCCUCCCCCUCUAUCUUUAGGAAAUUUGGUUCUAUAAGGUCAUUAUUAUUUGCCGUUAAAGAAUGGCUAGGAUUGAAUUUGAUAAAGUUCCCAAGAUCAGCAUUAUUGUAAAUAAAACUGUGAGACUUCAACUAGAGAAAAGCAAAACUUACAAUUAGGACAUCCUUUUACACAUUACACGUUUAGUGGUGUGUUUUAUCUUUAUUUCUUUUAAAGAUCCAAUCAGAGGAUCUGCUGGAAGCAAAUCAAAGCAUUUCCACUUCAGAAUGACACCAAUCAGGGGUUGCCCUAAGUCAGAAAGGAGUUAAGCUCUGAGUCACAGGGUGCAUCCGUGUCCCCAUUCUUUCCUCAAAUGCGAACUCCCUGGGCUGAUGAGCCUGGAGGCCUGUGGCUUGUCCAAGGUCUCGGGGCAGGAUCCCGGUGCCAGGCGUAUGUGGCCUCUUGCUCUGGUGUCUUGGGACAGAUCUAUUCAAAGGGACACAGCGUCGGAAAGUGAGCCUUGAGACUCAGGCUUUUGGAAGGGUUGUCUGUUCUGUUUAGCUUCUCAUACAGCCUGUCUGAAAGAGCUCCUAGCUCACGCGCGCCACGGGAGCAAGCUGAUGGCGGGCGCAGGUUCCGCAUCAGCGGCGUUAGUGAGCAUCUGGUCCCCUUGGGGCCCAGCUAGACCACCAGCAAUGCCCCUGGCGAAGCCACAGAGGACCUCAGCUUGAAAGCCACUUGACACUGUUCACUUGUUAAUAGGAAGAAAUUCAUCUGAAAUAACAGAGUCACUAAUUGCUACUCUGAGUAUUUGUGGUCCCCUAGUCAAAGAUUUCUCCAAGCACUGAGUCAAAUAUAGACGAAUCAUUCACCAGUUCAAUAUAUGGUCGUUUUUCGAACAGUAGCUAUUUAAAGAGCACACUCUGGCUUGCUAGGUUUCAGUAGACGUCAGCAUGAGGUCCAGUGGAAGCAGGUUCCGGAAGCUUCAGACCACAAGCGUGGAGCUGGCAGCCCGGGAUGCUGGAUGCGGAACCUGGCAGGACCCCCUUUCACCACCUUGACCCACUCUUCAAGCCACUGUUUAAACCUGGUUCUUCCUUUCCUCGACUUGUCAUCACAGGAAGUGCCAGACUCCUCAGAGACCACAGAUUACCAGGCAGCCUUUGUCUGGGAAGCGGGGACCAUGGGGCUCCUCCAGGACACCCUGCUGCCGUCCUGCCAACACGCCUCCUCUCUGCCUCCUGGGCAUUUCCAGUUGGGGGUCCCACGCCCCGCCUUCUGCCCCUGCCACCCUGUGAGAAGCCUGAGGGCUUCACAUGCAGGACGCCACCGCCCUGACGGCCAGCAUUGUCAGAAACAGGGCGCCCCGGCCGUCAGAGGAGCACUUUGACUACUGUCAGAGCACCGGAGCCCUUCCUGCUGCCCGCCCGGCCUCCGGUUUCCCUGUGACCUUUCUACAGCUCCCCGCUGAGAAGUGUUUCAAGCAUCUUCCCAAAGAGGAUACAUGCACAGGGGUAAACAGUGAAUGUGAAUGGAGGGGAAAGAAUUUCAGAAUUCCAGAAUGUCCGUGAGAGCUGUCCCUGUUAAAGGGAGUCCUUCCUUCUACUUUAAGAGCACAGAACGCACCUUUCCACGGUACUGAUGCGUUUCCUACACUGGGCCACAUGAAACUCUAAGGAAACAGACGACCUUGAGGACAGUGGACGUUCCAGCAAAGGGCAGCAGCCUAAGAUCUGAGCAGAAGCUCAAGGCCCACGUAAGAUCCUUUGUUUGAUACAUGGUGAUAAGUACUAUUAAUUGAGCAACUACUGUUUUCCCAAACCUACAGCAUGACAGCUACCUCAAUAGAGCUAUCAAAAGAUACUGUUAAAAUUAAGGUCCACGUAACACUGGGCCUUUUGGUGCAGCUCUAGGCAGACCAUCUAUUGUUAGGGCUCAGAGGCUGGAUGCUCACCUUUGCUGUGUGCACACUGAGAAAUGGAAGGUUUUGUGGAGUUUUAAGGGAAUUUUAUUGUUUAAAGGGAGCCUUGGGAAUUCCCUGGUGGUCCAGUGGUUAGGACUCCACCCUUUCACUGCCGAGGGCCCAGGUGACCUGCUCACCCAGGGCCGCCUCCUCUUGAGCUGUGCCUGCUGGCCACGCGUGAGCCUGUUCAUGGGGGAGAUCCUGGCAGAUAAGGGUGGAGAGAUGCCUCCGUGCAAGCCUUAGUCACACCGUGGCUUCACGAGGCCUCGCCACGCCCCAGCCCCCCCUGUGCCCCUCUGUGCCCGACUCCUUUUCAAGCCACUGUGACACUGGGCACGUUUGACACCUGGUGGCCAGAUGCACGAUGGAGGGUUUUUGGUUUUUUGUUUUUGUCUUGACCCAAUAACCACACCUGUCUCUGGAAUGUCUUAAAAAGUCCUGUUUAAAUAUAAGUCCAUUGUUUCAACCAGGGAGUCCGGCGCUCCCAGCUAAGACCAACUUGAUCACCGGCAUGGCCUUUUAUGGGGGCUUCCAGGGACCGGGGGAAAACCAGCCACCUUCAAGUGCCUCUUCCACCCGUGUGGCCUUUCAAAGCGCAGAUCCCAGGAGGAAGACUGUGCCAGGUGCUCACGGCUCCCCACCUGCGCUGUCGAUGCAAGUUCCUGCCGUCGCCUCCAAUCCUCAGCCCCGUCUUCAAGUGGAAAACACCAGCUUGGACGAAGGGCCGCCUGGCGGUGCAGGGUUAGGCCCAGGGGUGGCCUGCUUCCCGCACUUCCCGCCCCUGCAUUUAAGACGGGCAAGGUUGCGGCGAGGCGCUCCCUGUGAGUUAGCCCGGUGCCUGGGCUGCACGUGUUCCUGGAGGGGUCACUUGUUCUUAGGUUCACAACAGUGGUGUUGACUCAGGAGAUGCGAGGAAAUUGUACUGUCCAUAGAAGUUGCAAACUAAGACCGAUGCCACCAGCGGGGGGCUCAGCGAUUAUUAAAAAGUGUCCAGGGAGGAUUUUCGCCACACUCACGGUUCCCACGGUGUUUGUGGUGUGGGCACUGGACGGUUCCAGAGACAGACUGUCUGUAUUUAUUCUUCUCAUCUUGUAAGCGGCCCAGCUUCUCUUAAGUGUUGGUCCAAGCUGAUUUACGGGGCUCCCCCGGGAUUGUGGGUUCUUACCAACCAAGAGCUGGUAUGGAGCUGCAUGGAGCUGUCAGCUAAGGGGACUCUUGCCUUCCUGACAGCAGUGACUUCCAGGCGGCACAGCAGGAAGGCUCCGCAGACAGCUCGGCUGGGAGGAGCGAACGAAGGGCCGAAGGGCCAUGACAGUGACUGCUGACAGCGUCCCCACCCCCGCUAACUGGGCGCUUUCCUCCUCCUCAGUGCAAGGACUUUUCCGGUGGCGUGUUCUCCUCUAGGGACCUUCUGCCCAGAAAGAUCUAAGGUUAGGCUCCAAAGGUUGAGGUCUAAAAGUUUUUGCUGAGAUUUGUAUCUAUUUUUAGGUGCCAUUUUAAUACCAUUCAGGAAAAUGGUCGUGGACCCUCAGCCCGUGAAACACACGGGAGAGACAGCAAAGGACUCAGAACACAGGAGGCCCGUCCUACUUCUGUGGAAACUACGGGACAAACUGAAAUGUGAUAGUGGAAGUUCUGCAAGGAAAAGACUAAGACAACGCGUCUCCACACUUUCACUUAAAGUAUUAUGUAACGCUCUGCACAAUGCUGUGUCUGUGGAACGCGGCAGGUCCUUAACCUUAUCUCAGCAGAGUGGGCUGCUGCGGGUGUGGCUGCUUGUUAGGGCAGAGAGUGAGAAGCCGCCGCCCAGGGCUCAUUUCCAGACGCCCUUUCCCGGCUCGAGGCACCCGGACUCCUCAGAUCUAGAGGGGGGCUCUCGACAGACCAUCUGCUUCUCAGAAUUUCAGUCUGAGAUAAGAGAAGUGUAACCGUUUACUUCCACCCCCCUGAGAAAGGGGGGCCAUAUACCGUGGUCCAAGGGGAACACAUGCGGUCACAUCCUUCUGGAAUCCUUUGCCACAUAGAAGACCACACUGCAUCCACGUCAACGUCACCUCUUGACUACAGCAACUGGUAAACAUCAAGGACCUCAGGCCCCGUGGCUGUUAAAUGCAUUACAUGAAAAAAAUCAAAGAAAUAGCAAUUUUUUACAUCACAAAUAGCAAAUUAAGACCUGGGUCAGGUAUUUUUCAUUUAAAAUGUGUUUGCUAGUUUGGGUGGAAUGUGAAAAGCUUCCAUGUUUUUCCCCCGCUGAAGGUAAUACACCAGCCUCCUCCUCUCUUGCCCUUCUCCCCCCGCUGUCACCCUCAGCAUCUAAAAUUCAUUAAGUGAUGAACAUUACAGCGUCAUGGCAGCCGGAGCGCAGACAAGCUCCCCAGGUGAGCCCUGGCUCCCCCGACAAGGGGUGGGGGCCGCUGAGCCUCCAGGCCCUGAACACAAGUGAGUGGCUCAUCUUUUCAAGGUCAAAUCAUUCACUUUGGGCAAAUGUCUUCUCUUUUUAAAGGCACAGGCGGUCUGGUCCUUUUUUCAGGCCUGAAAAAAAAUGUACCUCACACGAGAUGGAUACCACUCAGUGCAGUUUUUGGUAAAAUUACAGUAUUCGGGUUCGAGUAUCACUAUUUUUUCUACACUGUAUGGUAAAAAAAGAACUAUGUUAAUAGCUAUAUCUUAAAUACUGUGAUUUGAGGGUUUUUAAAAAAAAUCCUAAUGUAAAUAUUUUACUCACAAUCACGCAUCUAAUAGCAAACAUUGGGAUUCUUCUGCAAUCAGUGUUAACUGACGUAUACUCUCACUAGCCUGGCUCUCGGACGUGUUGGAAACACACAGGAAGCUGAAAUAUCACAACUGAAAUACAAGCGCACGCACGCACACACACACAUCAGAGCUCUCCUUCUCUCCUGAGCCAUGUGGAAUUCACUUCCCUGUAAACCUGUUCCCUUCCUCAUGCUUCCUCACACACGAAUGAGUCUGUUCUAUCAUUUCUACCACCAAGGCUGCCUCUGACCCAGGUCAGAAGUCACCGAUUUCACACAGGAGGAUCCCGCUGGAGACCAUGAACUAUUCCUGUGUAGUAAGUAGCUGUCUGUUCUUCAGGGAAUUACUACCUGUGGGUUGUUACCAAAGAACUUUGCAAUUUGCAAGAUGCUGAUGGCAGUGACUGGCAACGGCUGGGUCUCUGCCAGCCUCCAGAGCCCAACCCGGAGUAUAAAGCGGAAGCCACAGAGCCCGUGAGCCUCCCACACGAUGUUUUCCAUACCUUGGCAGAUUUCUUCCUGAUGGGGAUCUGUACCGCCCCCGGGACCCACAGGGCCGUCACAUCCAAACCCAGGGGGAGCCUUUGCCAGACGCACGGCAGAGUGGUGCAGGUUCCCAAAGCCAGGGCUGAGCUCGAGUCCUUGGCGUGUGUUUAUCGUUACUGUUCUUGGGUGCCUUAUACUCUCAAAGUAUUUAGGGGCUGACAGACCCUUUGUGUUUUAUACUAAACAGGAGCGAUUCCAAAGCAGAUCUUUUCUGAGCAGGCUCUGACGCCCUCUCUCCAGCCCAGACCCUCUGGGUGUGAUUGGCGGGGAAUCCGGGGCCGCAGGCAGCCAGGGUGUGCAGAGGAGAGCAAAUGGAAUCUUAGUCACUUUACUGGCAGUGGUUCCAGGCAAUUAGAAAAUGGCUAUAAAAUAACUUUAAUUUUUGUUUAAUUUUGGGUCUUACUCAUUUUCCCUUUAGGAGAUUGAACUGAUCGUAUAUAUUGAUUUCUAUCCUGAAUUUACGGGAACUUAUAUGUUUGGAAUGUCCUACUGUAAGACUGAUGAAUGUAAAGAGUUAAUUUCAGGGUACAGUUUUGCCUUAAUGGUUUUAAAAAAUAAACUAUUUUUAAAAAUUA
This is a messenger RNA of Aethalodelphis obliquidens (Pacific white-sided dolphin), 9147 nucleotides long. It is a transcript of the gene PPARA, whose product is annotated as peroxisome proliferator activated receptor alpha. Gene Ontology annotation, biological process: negative regulation of inflammatory response; positive regulation of fatty acid metabolic process; negative regulation of transcription by RNA polymerase II. NCBI's taxonomy places the organism in Eukaryota, Metazoa, Chordata, Mammalia, Artiodactyla, Delphinidae. Gene Ontology annotation, molecular function: RNA polymerase II cis-regulatory region sequence-specific DNA binding; DNA-binding transcription repressor activity, RNA polymerase II-specific; nuclear receptor activity. Gene Ontology annotation, cellular component: nucleus. The transcript has 8 exons. The record is from RefSeq and is a predicted model, not a curated record. Bases 486 to 1895 code for a protein of 469 amino acids.